Pistacia vera is the source of this 2695-nucleotide messenger RNA. RefSeq names its product sulfate transporter 1.3-like. Gene Ontology annotation, biological process: transmembrane transport. Gene Ontology annotation, cellular component: membrane. The coding region runs from base 593 to 2566 and encodes 657 amino acids. The record is from RefSeq and is a predicted model, not a curated record. The transcript is spliced from 13 exons. Gene Ontology annotation, molecular function: secondary active sulfate transmembrane transporter activity. NCBI's taxonomy places the organism in Eukaryota, Viridiplantae, Streptophyta, Magnoliopsida, Sapindales, Anacardiaceae.
UUCAUGAUCGAUACCGAUUACUGAAAACUAAUUGUUAGGAUGUAUAUGCUAAACACCGAAAGAAUCCUGGUAUUGUUUUUACAAGGGAAAAACAAGGCAUUCGUCUUAACGUUGUUAUCAAAGUCUCCUCUUUCCUGAACUGGGCAUAGUUUUUAUUCAUUACUUUGUUUAUUUCCAUGCAUUGUUUCUCUUUUAAUUUGUUCCGCUUGUCAUGGCUCUAAUAAUAUAUGAAAGUUGAAACCAAUCUUAGAUUAAUACAAAUGAAACAUGAAACAUGUUUGACAUUUCAUACAAAUGACACCACUUUGAACCCUAAGAAUGACCUAUUUAAUGUCUGUUUGUUAUGGACACAAGUGUAGUAUCAGGCUUUUAGCUCAACAAAUUAAAUUAUACCAAGAAGCUUUACCCUUUUGAAAAUGGUGUGUUUUUGAAGGAUUCAUAGCCAUGUUUCAUGUGACAGAUAAAUAAUCGCUUUUUGCUUGAUUAAAUGCUUAUAUGGAGUCAUAUCAUCACUGCCAUAUUUUUCUGUUUGUGACUUGAUUUUUCCUUUGCAUCACAAUUGUUCAGUGAAUUACAGUAGUCCUUGUUUUCCAUGGAUCCUUCAACUGAAGAGGUUGAAACAAAACAUGUGGAUAUCAGACCAAUAUCAUCUUCUCAGCCUAACUCACAGGAUGAGGUAUACGUUCACAAGGUGGAAAUUCCCCCCAAGCAAAACCUGUUCGUGGAAUUCAAAGGAAUUGUUAAAGAAACAUUCUUAGCUGAUGAUCCUCUGCGUCCCUUCAAGAACCAACCAAGGUCUCGUAAGUUCUUCCUAGGCAUCCAGGCAGUAUUCCCCAUUAUUGAAUGGGCCAAAGAUUAUAAUUUUACAAAAUUUAGAGGGGAUCUUAUUGCUGGCCUCACCAUUGCAAGUCUCUGCAUUCCGCAGGAUAUUGGGUAUGCAAAACUUGCGAACUUGGAUCCACAAUAUGGAUUGUAUUCCAGUUUUGUUCCACCCUUGGUCUAUGCGUUAAUGGGUAGUUCAAGAGAUAUAGCUAUAGGACCUGUGGCAGUGGUGUCUCUCUUGUUGGGGACUCUGCUUCAGGAUGAGAUUGAUCCCAAAAAAAAUGCAUUUGAGUAUCGACGCCUUGCUUUCACUGCCACCUUUUUUGCUGGGAUUACGCAAGCCACCCUUGGAAUUUUCAGGUUGGGUUUCCUGAUAGACUUCCUAUCCCAUGCUGCCAUAGUCGGUUUUAUGGGUGGAGCAGCAAUUACAAUUACCCUCCAACAGCUUAAGGGUUUUCUGGGCAUCAAGAACUUCACAAAGAAAUCUGAUAUUGUCUCUGUAAUGAAGUCAGUAUUCAAAGCCGCUCACCAUGGAUGGAACUGGCAGACCAUCGUCAUUGGAGCAAGCUUUCUAAGUUUCCUUCUUUUUACAAAGUACAUCGGAAAGAAGAAGAGAAAUCUUUUCUGGGUGCCAGCAAUUGCCCCAUUAAUCUCUGUUGUCAUCUCAACAUUUUUUGUAUUUAUAACCCGUGCAGAUAAACAAGGUGUUCAAAUUGUAAAACACAUAGAGAAGGGAAUCAACCCAUCAUCAGUGGAUAAAAUAUAUUUCAGUGGUGAAUAUCUUAUAAAAGGUCUUAGGAUUGGUGUGGUGGCUGGCCUGAUAGCAUUGACUGAAGCUGUAGCAAUCGGAAGAACAUUUGCUUCCAUGAAGGACUAUCAACUGGAUGGAAACAAAGAAAUGGUAGCACUAGGAACAAUGAACAUCGUAGGCUCAAUGACUUCUUGCUUUGUGGCCACAGGUUCAUUUUCUCGGUCAGCUGUGAAUUACAUGGCAGGCUGCCAUACUGCAGUCUCAAACAUUGUCAUGUCUUGCGUUGUAUUUCUAACCUUGGAGUUCAUCACACCUCUUUUUACGUACACUCCAAAUGCCAUUCUGGCUGCCAUCAUUAUAUCAGCUGUGAUUAGCCUAAUCGACAUUCAGGCAGCAUCUUUGAUAUGGAAGAUUGAUAAAUUUGAUUUUGUUGCAUGUAUGGGAACCUUCUUCGGAGUAGUUUUUUACUCUGUUGAGAUAGGCCUACUAAUUGCGGUCUCUAUAUCAUUUGCUAAAAUUCUCCUCCAAGUUACCAGGCCUCGAACAGCAAUUCUGGGAAAGGUUCCCAGGACAAAUGUGUACAGGAACAUACAACAAUAUCCAAAAGCAACCAAGAUUCCAGGGGUCUUGAUCGUCAGAGUUGAUUCUGCAAUUUACUUUUCCAAUUCUAAUUACAUUAAGGAGAGGAUAUUGAGAUGGUUAACCAAUGAAGAAGAAGCGAAAAAGGCAGCCAACGAACCAAGAAUCCACUCUUUGAUAGUUGAGAUGUCACCUGUUACUGACAUCGACACCAGUGGCAUCCAUGCCUUGGAAGAGUUAUACAAGAGUCUGCAGAAAAGAGACGUUCAGCUUGUUUUGGCAAAUCCAGGUCCAGUGGUGAUCAACAAGCUUCACGCAUCCCAUUUUGCAAACUUGAUUGGCGAUGACAAAAUGUUCCUCACUGUUGCAGACGCUGUGUCAUCCUGCUCUCCCAAACUAGUGGAACAAGUUUGAGAGAGGAAACGCAAAUACAUAGAGUUGUUGGGAGAAAACACAAAUAUUUUAUAUAACACGCAGUUUAGUGUUGAAAUACGUAUAUCACUUGUAUGGAAAGUUAUGAUAAAUAUUAAAUAAUAAAUAUCA